CAGCCACAUAAAGCGGGGUGUGAAGGGUGCUUCAGCAGCUGCCCCACCAUGACCUCCUGGGCCCUCCUGCUCCUUGCCUCAGUGCUCCUGGCCACCCCGGGGCUGACCUUUUGUGGUCUUUCCCCUGAGGACCAUGACCUGGACAUGGCUGACAGGUGUCAGGAUGAGCCGUUCUUCCAGAUGCUGGCCCAGGAGACGCCCCAGCAGAACCUGACUUUAAACCUCUGUGAUACCUGUCGUAUGAUACUUAGUUGGCUGAAGAAUUGCGUGGGACUGCAGCGGAUUCAGAUGACCAUUGAAAAGGCUGCGGAACUGGUGUGCUCUCAAUUUCCUUUGGUGGAAAAUAUCUGCAAAGAAACCAUCAACAAGUAUGUAAAUGACAUCGUCCAGAGUAUCCUGAAUGCUCCACCCCGCCAGGAUAUCUGUGUGACAUUGAGGCUGUGCAAGUGUCAAGUAGGUCUCUGAGCCUCUGGGGUCUCUGAUGCCACCCUGAGGAGAAGCACAGAGUCUCCAACAACCACCACCUGCUUCUGCCCUCCCAAAUCCAGAGCCGACCCUCCAGUGUCUCUCAGUUAACUUCUCAUUGCC
This is a messenger RNA of Prionailurus viverrinus (fishing cat), 588 nucleotides long. Its product is annotated as antimicrobial peptide NK-lysin-like. Gene Ontology annotation, cellular component: cytolytic granule. Gene Ontology annotation, biological process: killing of cells of another organism; defense response to bacterium; antimicrobial humoral immune response mediated by antimicrobial peptide. The transcript is spliced from 5 exons. Lineage: Eukaryota; Metazoa; Chordata; Mammalia; Carnivora; Felidae. The record is from RefSeq and is a predicted model, not a curated record. Bases 49 to 465 code for a protein of 138 amino acids.